AUGGAGAUGCUCUACGAGAGCGCAGCAAAAGGAGAUGUAGAAGCUCUGCGCCAACUACUUCGAAAGGAUGCAUCUCUCUUAGAGAGAGUGUCCUACACAAGUCCAAACAACACACCUCUCCAUGUAGCAGCAUUAAAAGGGCAUCUACCCUAUGUUUUGGAGAUCUUGAGCCACAGCCCUCGCCUUGCUGAAGAGCUCAACUCUCAGCAAUCGUCGCCUCUCCACAUCGCAUCGGCACGGGGCGACAUGGAGAUCGCGAAAAGGCUGAUCGGUGCAGCACCAGAUAUGUGCCUGUCCCGCGACUCUCAGGGCCGCAACCCUGUCCAUCUUGCGGCAAUAAAGGGGCGGGUCCAGCUGCUGGAGGAGCUCGUCUCCGUUGCUCCUCUGGCUGCUCGGCAUAAGGUGGGCCGAGGCCUCAACGCCCUGCAUUUGUGCGUCGAACAUGGCCAGCUGGGGGCUUUGAGGGUUUUGAUGAGAGAAGUGAAAGAGCUGAUCAAUGCAAAGAAUGGUGAUGGUGACACCAUUUUGCAUAUGGCAGUAGCUGGGAGAAAGACUGAGAUUAUAGAGUCUCUACUCCAAAAUGACAACGUGGAUAUCAACGCAAUGAACUCCAAUGGCCAAACAGCGAAGUCCCUUUACGAACAAAUCCAACCCGAGGCACAAGAAGAUUCUGGAGUCGCCCAUGUUCUGUGCCACGGGUUCAACAGAUUAAAAAAAAAACACAGAGACACCCAGCCGGUGAAGUGGUUGACCAAGAAACGAGACUCCAUAAUGGUGGUUGCGAUCCUCAUAGCAACCAUGGCUUUCCAAGCUGGGGUGACCCCUCCAGGGGGCGUCUGGCAGGAAGACUUCAUACACCAUGACAACGGCACCCUCGUGGAUAAUCCACACAAAGCAGGGGAGGCCGUGAUGGCCUACAAAAGCGAGCGGGCGUUCAAAAACUUCAUGCGCACCAACACAGUGGCCUUCGUAACGUCUCUCAGCACAAUCCUGCUGCUCAUUAGCGGCCUGCCCUUCAGGCGGCCGCUGUUCAUGUGGAUCCUGAUGGUGAUCAUGUGGGUCACGGUUACCAUGACCGCGGCAACCUAUGCCAUAUCGAUUACUGUGGUGACUCCAAAGAAGGAUCGGAGGUCACUGAGCAAGGUCAUUGAGAUCUCGCUAAUUGUGUGGUGCAGUGUGAUGGGGAUUUUGCUUUUCGGGAACACGAUUCGUUUGAUCGACAAGUGGUUGAAGAACAGAGGUGUUGUUAUUUGGAGGCCUAGAAGGUUUAGGAAUGAGGUGGAAAUGAACCAACUGAUCAAAAUCAGCAGUCAAAAUUGAGAUUUUUAUUUUCAUUUAUCUGAAAGCACAUCUAUCUAGUUUCCUAUGCUUGCAAUUCAUGUGUGAAAAUUAGUACUGCUGUAUCAUAUUCAUGUUCAACAUUGUCUCAGGUUUUACUCUAUGAAUCUAUUGUUUGAAAUA
Molecule: messenger RNA, 1461 nt
Organism: Salvia hispanica
Lineage: Eukaryota; Viridiplantae; Streptophyta; Magnoliopsida; Lamiales; Lamiaceae
Cellular component (GO): plasma membrane
Molecular function (GO): protein binding
Source: RefSeq, a predicted model, not a curated record